Messenger RNA from Paraglomus brasilianum, 7437 nucleotides. The record is from the annotation of a GenBank genome assembly. Lineage: Eukaryota; Fungi; Glomeromycota; Glomeromycetes; Paraglomerales; Paraglomeraceae.
AUGACCACUGCAGGGUCAGGGUCGGAGAAGACUUCAGUGCAAGUGGCACUGCGUAUAAGGCCUAUCACAACAGCUGACUUAGUAAAUCUACCGACUCGAUUCCAACGGCAAGUGCUUACUAUUCCACCAAAUACACAAAAUCAAGUGGUAGUUCAAGCUGAAAAAAAACCAACAUUUUCAUAUGACCACGUUUUUGGACCCGACACAACGCAAAAGAAUGUCUACGAAACAGCUGUUCUUAACAUGGUAGACAAAUUCAUGGAAGGAUACAAUGUGACUAUUCUAGCGUAUGGACAAACAUCAUCUGGGAAAACAUUCACAAUGGGAACAGCAGACAGUUCAUCACAGUCACCAGAAACAAAAGGCAUUAUUCCGCGAGCAAUGGCAACAGUCUUCUCUCAUAUGAACUCGCCAAAAUACAAGAGUAGACGAUUCACAACCAAGGUAUCAUUUAUUGAAAUCUACAAUGAAGAACUAAUAGAUCUUUUGGGAGAAUCGUAUGGAGAGGAACGACCGCAAGUAACAAUCAGAGAAGACACGAAGGGGAAAAUUAUAUGGAAUGGAUUGCAAGAAUUCAAAGUUAACUCUGCUGAUGAAGUGAUGAGCCAUUUGACGAGAGGUUCACUUAAUCGUCAAGUAGGAGCAACAGAUAUGAACGCUCAAUCAUCGCGAUCGCACGCAAUAUUUUCCGUUACUCUCACUCAACAAAAACCAGUCUCAUCCGGUGGAGCGAAUCCUGUGGCUUCUCUUGCUCAAUCGGGAAUAGCACGGUCAUCUACACCAACUCGAUUACAACCACCAACAAGGACAAGUUCUCGGAUUGGGAAGAGACCCGAAGAAGAAGGAAGUUGGGUUACCAUCACCAGUAAAUUUCAUUUCGUAGAUUUGGCCGGUAGUGAAAGGUUAAAACGCACGUCAGCAGUCGGAGAACGUGCAAAAGAAGGAAUAUCUAUCAACUCUGGUUUACUCGCAUUAGGAAAUGUAAUUUCUGCUCUGGGCGAUCCCAACAAAGCAAAACACACAACUCAUAUUCCCUAUCGGGACUCGAAACUCACCCGUUUGCUACAAGACUCACUUGGUGGAAACGCACAAACACUCAUGAUUGCAUGCGUAUCACCUGCAGAAUAUAAUCUUAACGAAACAAUAAAUACACUUAAAUACGCAAAUAGAGCUCGUAACAUCAAGAAUACGGCGUCGGUCAAUCAGGAAGAAGUAGGGUGGCAUGAUUUAGAACAUUUACAGAGUUUAGUACUUAAAUUAAGAGCAGAGAUUAAAGCAUUAAAAGCUGGAGGCGCUAUUGAACCAGGCGCUAGUGCCACACUGCCAAGCGCCGGUCAAGAGAGUUUAUUACAAUUACGCCGAGCCUCUGUAUCUUCAAGCGCAGGUUCAACCAGCGGUCAGAAAAAUGGUGACAUAGAUGCAUACGAAGAACAAUUGAUGGAGCUACGCCAAUCAUAUUUUGAAUUAUCACAAAAAUAUGCAAAGCUAAACGCUGAACUUGCCAAGCAUCAAGAUAAUGCUGUGAACGCAGACGGUGAAAUGCCAAAUGGUAGCACUAAUCUUGCCGUCGAGAAAGAGGACGAUGAUCGAGUCUCUCUCAGACAUGCUUCUGCUAGUUUUCAAGCCGCUGUGGAACCUGUAAUUGAAGAGUAUGAAAGGUCAAUCUCCGCACUAGAAAGUCGACUUGCCAUCGCUCAAGCUGCUCUCAAUCACUCUGAAAAUUUACUUCUCGCACAAGAAAGCAAGAUCGAACAAGCUAAACAAACCAUCGAACAAAAUGGUAAUUUGAUUGCUGAUCUCGGAAGUAAGCUUGGUAAAUUAAAAGAACGCGAGGCGACGGCUGAGUUAUAUAUCAAGGACCUUGAGAAUAAGCUAGAACACCAUGCAGAAGAACAGAAAAAAGACCAGAAUCUUAUUACUGAGCUACGAACGAAAAUCAACCACAUGAAAAGUAGCGGGUCUAACAGCGAAGGUUAUAUCCAAGAUCUCGAGACAAGAUUGUCUAAGAGUGAAGAGGCUCGACAACAACUUGUUCAAACUUGUGAACGUUUAGAGAAGAGACUUCAGCGACAAGAAGAAUCAUAUCAGGAGUUGGAAGAUAGAUUGAAAGAAGCAGACGUUGAGGCAGAUAAACAGACGCUGCUUAAUGCUCUUACUGAUCGCAACCGUCGCAUAACCCAGUUAGAAAAGAAAGUCGAGGAGCUUAUAAAUGAAGUAGAAAAGCUUAGAAAACUCAAGGAGCACGAACACGAUCACGUCUCUCACAAUCGAUCUAUAUCAACUUCUUCAAUCAUUAGUGACGUUGAUAAAGAUACGCCAUUUACCACGCCAACAACAUCUAAAGCCGCAACGCCUACAAGUGAACGGGAUAACUCCUCUAAUGCGGAGCUUGAAGGAAAGUUAGCUGACCUUCAACGGAUUCACGGUGCCACGGUUGCAGAAUACAUGGAUGUCAAAACAAAGUACCAAGCGUGUCUUGAUGAAAUAAAUGAGCUACAGUCGCAGCUUCAAGAAGCGAAAAUGAUGGCAGUUGAAUUACCAAACAUGUCAACUCCUCGGAAUUCUUUCACUCUUAAAUUAUCCUCUGGAGAGCAGCAAGCAGAUGGACGGCCGCAGCCCCGUAGAGCAAGGUCUCUGGGUACAGAAAUUCGCGGCGCAGAGAAUUAUGAGCUUAAUGCUACUGCAUUACUUAAUAAGUUACAAGGCGGCCAUCCGCAAGAUAUUGAAGCAAUAAAGGAAGAGUUUACGCAGUUGCAAGCUAGUCAUCGUGAAGCUUUGCAACUCAUUGAAAAACUGAAAGAGGAAAUCCAAUUAAAUAAGGAAACGGCUGGCAAGCGUAUUAAUGGUCUUACCUCUGCUGAAGCGGGCGAAGCCGCUGCUCGAUUUGACCUGGUUAAAGAGUUGGCCAAGGAGGUCGAUUCGCUAAAAGAGCGACAGCGGUUGGUUGAGACUCUUGCCGAGCAAAGGAAGAGUAAUGAUGUUCUAGUGUUGGAGAGUGAGAUAGAAACAUUAAAAAAUCAGCUACAUUCUACUGUUAGGGAGAAGGAAGCUGUGAUGAGUAGCAAAAUUAACGACGACGUUGUCGAUGGGCUAGACGCUAAGAUAAAGGAAAUGGAGUUGAAACUUUUAGAAGCGAAUAAGGCAAACCAGCAAGCUUUCGAGUCGCAAUCCGAAGAAAUGCAAGCUUCACUUCGUCAAAACAUGAAAAAUCUCGAAAAAGAAAUCGAAAUCAAAAACCAGACUAUUAAUUCUUUAUUACUACCUUUCAUGCAACAGCAAGAUACAAUAAAGCGUCUAGAGAGCGAACUUCAAGAGGCAAGAGAGCAGUAUAGUUUAUCCUUAGAUUCUGUUAAUAAAGAUGCCGCAGAAUCUGCUGAAAUUAAGGGCGACUCGUCCGAGCUCACUGAUCAAGCAGCGGAAAGUCAAUCUGACGCAGCCGAGAAGCUUCGACAAAUGGAAGAGAAGAUCAAGUCAUUAGAGCUCCAACUUGCUAGCUCGAAAACAUCACAGAUAUUCUCAAACCCUUCAGAUGCGGCACAGAAAUCUGUCGAUUCACUCAAGGAAAAGCUUUCUGCUUUAGAAGGAGAACUUGCUGGCAAAACGAUAACUGAUGAGAGUUUACAAGCACAACAGGAAAAUAUUGCCUCUCUUCAGACACACCUUGACGAACUUAAUGCAGAUAUAAAACGAAAGCAUGACAUUAUUGAAGUACUAAAACGUGAUCUACUUGAUAAGAACCUUAUACAGAAGCAAUUGUUGGAAAAAGAGGAAGAGGCAGAAGAGUUGAAAGAGAAACUCAGGAAGGCUCAAGAGAGCGAAGAAAAUCUAGUGAAAGAAAUGCAAGAACUAAAGGCACAGCUCGAAGCCGAUCUCGCACUAUCACGCAAAUCCAAGGAUGAAGUGGACAGAGACUUGCAAGAUUUGAAAGAUGCAUUCGAAACUCAGUCGCAGUUGGUUGUCAAGCUAGAAAGUGAGAUAGAAUUUUUGCAAAAAGACUUAAGUAAUACUAGAAAUGACUCUGAGUCUGGGUCAAACGAGUUGAAUGAACUCAGCAGAGUACUUAACAAGACUCUGCAACAAAAAGAAGAGCUUGAAGUGAUGGUUAAACAACUAGAGGAAGAGAUAUCGACAGUCUUAGCCGAGAAUGAAAAAGCAGCUCGCGAGCAACUAACCAAUAGUAAACUUGAAAUGCAAGCAUUGAACGACAUUCUGACAGAACUUGAGAACCAACUAUCUGCUACCGAAAAACAAAGGGACGAGUCCUUACAGCGUACUGACGAGCUUACAAAAUUGCUCGAACAAAAAGAUGUUGAUUAUAAGAAAGCUACAGCUGACCUCGAGUUGGCGCUUGCUGAAUUACAGCAAGAAUACGCUCAAUCGAAAGAAGAUCUUACACAAGUUAAAUCAGAACUUGCUGAUGCCAAAGCUGUUGAGGAGAAACAGGCUGUGGUUAUUGGUGAACUGGAAGAACAGCUGGGGUCUGCCGAAGAGAAACAGUCUAUGGUUGUCGCCGAAUUGGAAGAACAGUUGAGAUCUGUAACUUCUAGUCUUGAGAAGGAAUCAGCAUCUAACAGUUCUAUGGUUGCACAGCUACAAGCUUCAAUAGAAGACAAUCAGUUGGAACUUGAAAAUGCUAGAAUUGCAGAGAAAGCGAAAUCCGAAAGAGUGAAAGAGUUGGAAACCAAGUUGGCGGAUGUUGAACUUAAGUCAAAACAAACUGAAGAAAUAUUUGCAAGUGAUGAAGAUCCUUAUAACACUAUAUUACAAAUUAGUAUGCAACACGAUCAAACAAAGCACUCGUUAGAACAAAGAGAAUUGGAAAUUGCAUCAUUGAAAGAAGAUCUCUCCAAAGUACAAUCCGAGCUCGGACAAGUACAGGCUUCUGAGGCGAUGCAAGUCGAACUUGUUACAUCGCUCGAAGAUCAAAUGAAGAAAAUCGAGCUUGAACUCGCCCAAUACAAAUCAUCCGCUCAAUCCAACGAUUCGAAUGCGCUUUUAACAGAAAGAAUCGAUCAUCUUGAAGCAGAAAACGAAGGGCUUGAACAAGCUAAUAAAACUCUAUUUGAAGAUCGAGGGAAGCUAGACCAGAAAGUAGAAUCGUUGAUUCAGCAACUCCAAGCCUCUGGGUUGGAAGGAAAUUCAACGGCAACAAUGCUUGCUGAACUCAAUCUCAAGAUUAAUUCGUUGGAGAAUGAAGUUGAGGAUAAAAAACAAAAGGCACAGCAGGAUUCUUUAGAAAUGGAGCGAGAAAUAGGAAGAUUACUUGUCGAAAAUGAAAGACUAGAUCGUGAACUCAAGGAGCGAUCUGAAAUUCACACCAAGGGAGGUCAUGAGUCAUGGGACUCUGGUUAUGUGUCUCUUCCAAGUGCUACCAUACAAGAUGGCGCAUCACAAAAUAUUCUCAACGAUAACACAAUUCCGGCUAAAGUCCAAGCCACCAUAACACAGCAGAAUAUACUCAUUAAAUCACUUCAAGAGAAGAUUGCCGAUCUCGAACGAAGGAAUUCAAAAGUCGUUAGUUCGCCUACCGUCAACACCCAAGGUACAGACGUUGACGCAAUGGUUAAUGCCGCUCGUACACGUCCACGGACACGUUCACGUUCGUCUUCUUUCUCGUCAGACAUUGUUAAACGUACCGGAUUACGACCAGGUGCCGCAGCAAAUAUGCUCAAGUCACUUCCUCCAACUCCACCACCUAAUCAACCACUUCCUCCUCCUCCCACCGAGCUUCCUCCGCCACCGUCACCGUCACCCGACGUUUCAUCUCCAGGUGUUAUACCACCACCUCUACGCAUACCUCAACGCCCUUACCCCGAAUCACAGACAAAUGACGUAUCAGCCGAAAUGCAGAAGCUUCAUAAGAAGAUUGCUAAGAUGGAAGGAGAGAGUAUCCAAACCAGUCAAUUAGUAUCUGAGCUUGAGAAUGAAGUCACCGAAUAUGAGAAGGAGCUCCGUACUGCCAAGCAACAACUUGAUACACUACGAAAAGAAAAGACCGAAUCAUCACAGACUGUGAAGAAGUUACAUCUGCAAUUGGAGAAUGCAUUGGCAGAACUUGAAAAAGCCAAAUCACAAAAAAUUACAUCAAUGAACUUGCCAUCACAACCUCCUUCCCCACCGUCGGUACUCUAUGGUAAUUGCCGCGACUGCGGUAAAGCACGUACAAUCUUCAAUUGGUGUCAUGCAUGCGAAUCACAGUGGUUUCAAGAAAACUUUUCAAACUGGACAAGUGGGAACGAGCAGAUCGAUGCCAUUGUUCGUACCUCGCAAGAAAAUGCAAAACAAGGGGGAGAUUUCUUGGAAUGGAUUCCCUUUGAUCAGUUUGAACUUAUUACGUAUUCUAUUAGGGGCGGAUACGGUGCAGUGUAUAAGGCUAUCUGGUUAGAAGGACCGAGAAGUGUUUGGGAUGAGAUUUCGUUAGAAUGGAGGCGACUGGGUCCUACUAAAGUUGCACUUAAGAGAUUGGAUAAUUCGUGUAGAAUGAGCAGGGAAUUUUUGGAGAAGGUGGGUAUGGAGUGGUCGGAUGAAACGGAGAUAUCUAGAAAUCAAAAAGCUCUUUACAACCACCGUAUGGUAGAUACAUAUGGAAUUACAAAGGACUUGACGGACUGCUACAUGUUCGUAAUGAGGUUUUACGAAGCUGGCAAUCUCUACGACUUUAUAGACAAAAACGGACUGGAGCUAUCCUGGCAAAAAAGAGUCGAGACGAUUUGGGGAAUAUCAGAAGGACUGGAACUUCUCCACAGAAUUGAUUUAAUACAUGGUAAUCUACAUGGGGGUAAUGUAUUAGUGGAUUGGAAUCGUGAAUUGAAUACGGUAGACGCGCGUAUUGCUGAUAUUGGAUUAAGUGGACCAGCUGACUCACCUUUAAGUAAUGUUGUAUAUGGAGUGUUACCAUAUGUUGCACCCGAAAUAUUACUCGGGCAUGAAUAUACUAAAGCGGCUGACAUCUACAGUUUCGGUGUGAUCAUGUGGUCUGUUGCUGCUGCGCAAAGACCAUUUGAUGACGAUCCGCAUGACAAAGACCUUGCAUAUGAGAUAUGUCACCAAAGACGCAGGCCAGAGGAACCUGAUAAAAUACCAGACGCGUUCAAGCAACUAAUGAUGGAAUGUUGGGAUGAAGAUCAGUCUAAAAGACCAAACGCGACUAUAUUAAACAAGACUAUACAGAGUUGGAUUUUUGAAAUGACAAGUGGAAGUGAACUGGGCAGGGAUUUCGAGGAUGCCCAACGAUUUGUGGAUGAGUUGGCAAAUUUUGAAAGAGAAGUAUUUUAUCCAGCAGAAGGCACACAUUAUGUCAGCAGACUAUUGUGUUUCCCAAACCUAAGAGACAGAAGCCCCUUUGAGCAAAACAUGAAUGAAGAGCAGGACUACUCAUCCGAUGAAGCAGUCAAUUAUCCUGGAAACAAUCGCCAGUUUACAUAUCCAGAUAUAUGA